AUGGAGGCUCUGGCGAUGGCUGCGACGCGGGACGCCCCGGGCAUUCGACGACUAUGUAGCGACCCAGAGGUGCAUCGAGUAUCUGUGCCGGGAUGCCAGGUUAGACUGGUGGAUCCAGAGUCGGGCGUACCCCUUCACAAGACGUGGAGUUUUGCGACAAAUUGCGGGGCAUUGAAGUGGGCGGUGGUGGAGCGAAAGCGUGAUAGGAAGCAUUCGCAGCAGACGUGCGUCGGGUGCCCAGGCGGGAAGAAGCGCAGUGAUGCUGUCGGACGCUCCCCAUUUGAGUUGGUGGAGGACUUGGCGGAGGGCUCUCGCACUCAGAUAGCAGUGGACGAGGUCAAAGGUGUUGACCAGUUGCUUGCUGCUGGGACUGCGGGGGAGGAAUAUAGGUGGCAGCUCAAGCUUUUUGCGGUGCGACCUGAGUCGCUGGCGUACCAGUGCCACCAGCUGCAGCUGCAAAUAGAGAUGCCGAAGUGCGUCAUGAGGAUUUCCGUCGUCGACCUCGACCUGAUGGGGGCCCGUCUGGAGCAGUUGUUUUCUCGGACCAGGUGGAGGGUGCAAAGUUUCCCCGAGGGCCUUGCCUCAGGACCCUCGGAUAUCACGAACGCCGCCGGGAAGUGCCACGUGACGACUACCAUGGCGACGCUAGCCAGCUACGACGGCCCACAAGCUCGGGGCUCGGGCCACAUGUCAAUUCGCACGGAAGCGGUGGUGGGGGACGAGGCUUUCCGGAUGAUGAGGUCCUUCGACACGGUCUACAAGAAGCUCAUGAAGGGCGCAGUUGUUUCGGCUCCAGACGGGGGGGAGACGGCGGUGCUGACGUUCCGCAGACCAGCGUGGAGCGAUUACGAGGCACUCAAGUCUCUGGAGAGGGCGGCAUCGGACGACUGGCGGAUCGCAGACGGUCGUCCCAGGCGCAGCCAUGUGCCCGACAGCGAGAGCUACCAUCUCGGGAUUCAGACAGUAUGCGACACUGUCAACGCGGAGCUCAAUGACCACGCGCUGUUCCGUGCGAGGCUGCUUUGCCUGCCGGUAAAUGAUUUUCGGAGCUUCCGAGAGCAAUACGAUCGACACCGAGGCCCGCGCCGCCGGCCCCGCCGCGCGGGGGGAGCGGGCCACCGGUCGGGCGCAGCGCCGCCGCCGCCCGGCGCCGCGCGCGCCCGGGCGCGCGCGGCGCGGCCGGACGGCGGGCCGGCGGGCGCGGUCUCGAUCAAAGGGCGCGCGGGAGGACAUGGGCUCUCCCAGAAGGGGCCCCUCGACUCGGCCGCCUGCUGCUCCGGUGGCACUGCUCUGCCGGCCGACGCCGACCCUGGCACGCACGGCGCUUUUGCCGCGGGCUCGGCGCUCACGACCCAGGGAGGCAGGAAGCGAGCCAACAGGGGAGCACCGGGGCCCGCCGCCUCCGGGGCCCGCUUCCUCCACGGCGGCGGCUGCUCCACGGUCCUCACUCCGCCGACGGUCGCAGCCGGGGCGCACGGCCGGCGCGCGGUGGCGCGGUGCCGCGCCCUGCAGUGCAGGCUGCGGCGGCGGUCCGAGGCCGACGCCGUUGGCUCCACGGCGAGCGCGGCGACGAGCCUCCGUGCGGAGGCCCCCGAGUUCGUGCCCGCGCCCAAGGAGGAGCCGCCCGUGCCCGUGCCGCUGGUGCCCGGGUCGCCGUGCGGCAACUUCCAGCCCGUCAUGUGCGUGCAGGGCGUGCCCGGGUCCGUGCCGCAGAUGAUGCAGUGCCAGGCAAUCCCCAUGAUCGCCAUCCCCAUGUCGAACAUGCAGGUCGGCACCUCGGCCUGGGCCAUGGGCAUCAUGAUGCCGCAUGCGCCGAACAGCGCGACCACUGUGGUUGAAGUCGAGGGACCCGAGGCGGAGGCUCCGGCGGAGGCGGACGUGUCGCUGGACACGCCGACGGUGUCGGACGUGGAGGAGGACAGAUACUGGAUGCACUGCCCCAAGGUGGCGCGCCCCAAGGCCGAUCUCGAGGAGGAACAGUUCCUCAAACCCGAGGGCGCCGACGGGGUGGUCUCCCAGCUGAGCAGCGGUAGUGUUAUAUGAUUGUUUUAAGCUAGGAGCGGCCACCGUUGCGAUACACGUUGGCGGACUGUUCUUCCUGCCCUGCAUAAUUUUGGAGGAGGCGGUCUCUGUCUGCCCUGCGCGGCCCCCACCCUGGCCGCGGCUGUGGCGCUCCCUGCCACCUCCCGGCGCCCCGGCGUCCCGGGGUGGGGGGCCUGCGCGGCGCCUUUGGUCGGGCAGGUCGGCCCAUGUUUGGCGACUUCCGCUGGCCAACCUCGUUCGAAAAACGUUUAGGUGGGCCUCCAAGGCCCUUCCAUCCUUACCGCGCAUCCUUCUGAUUAAGAUUGACUUCCCCCCCCCUAUCUUUGCUGCUCAGGUCACGGGUUCAGCGCAAGCGGGGCACAGCCAGAGCGCCGGAUCUUGCAGGAUCCAGCGAAGCCAGAAUGGGUCCGAAUUUGGCUUGGGGGCUGCUCGCGACCACCUGAGUUGGCCUUGCAUGUCAUUGGCAUUGGCUGCGCUUGGUUGCUCGGGCUUCCCCCAAGCAAUUGCAGCGCAUGCUUUCUGAGUUGGCUGAGCUAGGCUUUAGCGCAACCUCGCUAGUCCACGCCCGAACAUCAUCAACUUCUGCCAAAGCCCGAUUUUGGGUCGCCUCGCAUCUCGUGACGCCGAGUCUCGGGACACGUCUCGACCCACGGCCGCAGCUCUUGCUCGGGCGCGCCAGCGUCCUUGUUUGCGGAGGUCCCCGUUGAUGCGGCGAACCUGGCGCACUGUAGCCACGGGGCCGCAGCGGCAGAGCAGCGGCAACCUCGGGCGCGCAACAAGCCGCGUUUUCGCUCUGAGCAGAGCAGUCUCGGCUGAAUUUCUUCCUGACCUCUCGGGCCGCGCCCACAGCACCACGUCUCGCCCCUCGCGGCCCGACGGACUGCGGCACCGGGACCUGGGAGUUCGACCGACGUCAUCCAGCAGUGCCGCCGCGGCAUCGUCUAAACGAUGGGGAAGG
Molecule: messenger RNA, 3001 nt
Organism: Prorocentrum cordatum
Lineage: Eukaryota; Dinophyceae; Prorocentrales; Prorocentraceae
Source: the annotation of a GenBank genome assembly